GGCAGGUAUAAAGGGGCCCCGCAGCCCCCACCCCGACCCACAGGCUCUUGCUUCAACAGUGCUUGAACGGAGCCUCUGCACCUCGAGACCAGCCUGCCACCCCCUGAGCCUCUGCGCACCAGCACCCACCAGCUCUGCACCCCAGAAAGCCAACCCAGCACCAUGAGCUCCCAGAUCCGCCAGAACUACGACCCCGAGUGCGAAGCGGCCCAACACCUGGUGAACCAGCUCUUGCGAGCCAGCUACAGCUACCAGUCCCUGGGCUACUUCUUCGCGGACGAUGUGGCGCUGGCCCAUUUCUCCGAGUUCUUCCGGCACCUGUCGGGCGAGAAGCGGGAACGCGAGCGGCUGCUGAGCUUCCAGAACCGCGGGGGGUCGCAUCUCCUGCAGGCCAUCCAGAAACCGGAGCAGGACGAGUGGGGGAACGGAGCGGCUGCCAUGGACUUCGCCCUGAAGCUGGAGAAAACUGUCAACCAGGCGCUGCUGGACCUGCACAAGGUGGCCACGAGCCACGCGGACCCCCACAUGUGCGAUUUCCUGGAGACCCAUUACCUGGACGAGGAGGUGAAGCUCCUCAAGAAACUGGGUGACCAUGUGACCAACCUGCGGCGUGUGGGGGCGCCCGAGGCAGGGCUGGGCGAGUAUCUCUUUGACCGCCUCACCCUGGGCCACAGCAGCUGAGCCCCAAGCUGCUCGUGGGGCCGGCCCCUUAAAUCCUGUUGCCCAGCUGGGCCGGAGCCCCCCCUGCCGAUCACAGGGUGACCUGUUUCCUCCAACGUCUGUAACUGACAUCGAAUAAAGGCUUGGCAUUGGCACUCCA
This is a messenger RNA of Chelonoidis abingdonii (Abingdon island giant tortoise), 820 nucleotides long. RefSeq names its product ferritin light chain (gene FTL). Lineage: Eukaryota; Metazoa; Chordata; Testudines; Testudinidae. Gene Ontology annotation, biological process: intracellular iron ion homeostasis; iron ion transport. Gene Ontology annotation, molecular function: ferric iron binding; ferrous iron binding. Gene Ontology annotation, cellular component: cytoplasm. The record is from RefSeq and is a predicted model, not a curated record.